CGCAAUCGUGUGGAAGUUGUAGUUCGACAGCCAACUUGUUUGCAUCAUUGGUCAUGACUCAUACAGCAACGGCGCUGCCUGGACAGCUUGAGUGAUGGCGGAGGGGAGGAGUGGAGAGGACAUUGUUUCAGAGUACCUGGACCAGAACCCUCACCUGGUCGAGUGGGUGGAGUCGCUCCGAGGAGUGCAUGAGACCAACAAGCAGUGGCAUGCCAGACGAGAGUUUUUCCUGAGGAACAUGGAGACGUUCCCCACAGUCCAGCCGGGCUUCCCCAGCCCCAGUCUGGAGCUGCUCUCACUGUCCAUAUGCUGGGCCAACCACAUCUUCUUGGGCUGCAGAUACCCUCAACCUGUCAUGGACAGGAUCAAGGAAAUGGCAGAGGGAGUGGUUGUCAAUGAUGCUCCAGUUCGAAAGACCAGAGAUGAAAUCAUGGGGAAAGGAAAGAGGACUGCAGGGGGCGACGACGACAGCUGCGCCAAGCGGACCAAGCCUGGGAACCCCUUCAAGCAAGGCCCACCCCCGCAGGCACCUGCCGAGCACCAGCCCUUCUUCAACCGCCUCUACAAGGCUGUGGCGUGGAAGCUGGUGUCGGCAGGGGGCUUCGGCCCCAACCUGGACCACUUUGAGAUCCUGCGUGCCUGCACUGAGUCGUCCAAAGAGAGCCUGAGCUGCAUCUUUGUGCCCCUGAAGGACAUCCCCGACCUGCCGGCGGCGCGCACCCAGAAGGAGGGCCAGGUGUGCGAGCUGCGCUGCCAGACAGUCUAUCUGGGCACGGGCUACGGGCGUGACGAGGCGGCCGCCAGGGCCAUGGCAUCCAAGGAGGCCCUCAAGGCCUUCCAGGGGCGCAAGGUGACGGUGAAGAUCUGCCGGCGGCGGUUCAAUGGUAGGGAUGUAGAGGAUCUGGUACUGCUGGAUGAUCAGCCCAGGAACCCGGGCUUCCCUCCCGCUAUCAGCUACCCCUUCCAGCCAGAGCAGCAGGGAGACGGGCCGUCGUAGCACAGCCAUGAGUCAUAGAGUAUCCUCCGGGGGCCUUUCCAGGGUCAUGUUCAGUAGGCAUCAACAGUUUGUAAAAUGGGMACGUAGGAAUGGGGGUUUGAAAUAAUUUCACAAUUUGAAUAGUAUAAUGAAUUUUUGUCAGAUAUUCGAAAUACAUGUGUUAUUGUUUUUUUUUACCUGAGCACUGCUGCGGGAGGGAGAGAGGCUGGCGCUCUAUUGCUGCAGCUGCAGAGGGGGUGAACAGAUGGAUGGAGGGAGAGAGAGAGACACCAAGGCAAUUCAAUGUUAUUUAUUAUCCUAUAUAACAGUGCCUGGCUUGACAGGAGUAGCCUAUAGCUAGCUAGGCUAAUUGAGGCCACAUGCUGCGCUUUUUCCCCAACCCCAUUCAGAUAAAACGACAGCCUACCUGUUGGUUGUUAUUCUUUCUCAUUUCGCUAACUUUUAAUUCAGUAAUUUUAUUCCAUCUUGCAUUGCAUAAGUGAACUUUCAUGCCACUUGUUACACAUUUAGCCUCUUUUCCACGUUGAUUGGCCAACAUAAACAACAAGCUACGCACGGCUACCGGUCGSCUGCCGGUCUUUUUAUGGGGUGCACUGGGCAUGUCAUAAAAACAACAUAAAAAAGUUAGUUGUUAAAUUAAUAAUUUGAAAUGGCAUGGUAUAUCCUUGUAUGUAACAAUGUCCCAUGGAUAUUUUAAUUUACAAAAAUCGUUUUCUGUGUAAAAUAGGCCUAUAUUUCUUUCUUCUCACAAAAUUGUAUACUCACACAAGUAUUCGAAUACUAACAUCUGUUCGAGUAUUCAAAUAACCAUGCCCAUCRCUAACUGGGAGGAACUACCUCUCCUGGACUUAUAUAAAUGCUAAUAAAUGCUAAUUUCAGUUUUCRGUUCCGAAACGUUUUGCUACUGUGUGCCCUAAUGAACACGGCCCUGGUAUUUAGAAGUUGUGUGGGUUUGAAUGGAGCUGCUCUAUGAGUCAUACAGUACCACUGAAUGGAUGGAGUCAAUGCAUCAUCACCACCACUUAGUAGUUUUUACGCUUUUAUUAUUCUAGAGGAGCGUGUACCCAGUUCUUGUUUC
This is a messenger RNA of Salvelinus sp. IW2-2015, 2075 nucleotides long. Its product is annotated as protein CDKN2AIP homolog A-like. Lineage: Eukaryota; Metazoa; Chordata; Actinopteri; Salmoniformes; Salmonidae. Gene Ontology annotation, cellular component: nucleolus; nucleoplasm. The record is from RefSeq and is a predicted model, not a curated record.